AUGGCCCUCAAGCGAAAAGCAGCCGACGCGGCCAUCGAUGCCGUCAAGAAACCCAAGGCCAAUGGCUCCAUCACCGCGUUCUUCGGCCAGCCCAAACCCAAUGGCGCAACAUCCUCCACCAACCCAGACCAUCCGAGCACAUCUGCCACAGCCCCGGCGACGGUAGACGCGAAAUUCGACAAAGAAGCCUGGCUAGCAAAGCUCACCGACGAGCAAAAAUCACUCCUCAAGCUCGAGAUCGAAACGCUUCACGAGAGCUGGCUAGGCGUGCUAAAGGACGAAGUCACAAGCAAAGAGUUCCUGGAUCUGAAGAGAUUUCUCAAACAAGAAGUCGAGUCGGGAAAGAAGGUCUUUCCACCGAGCGAAGAUGUCUACAGCUGGUCAAGACAUACUCCUUUACAGAGUGUGAAAGCUGUCAUCUUAGGCCAGGAUCCUUACCACAACAUCAAUCAGGCACACGGACUUUGCUUUUCUGUCCGUCCACCGAUACCGGCCCCGCCGAGUUUGAAGAAUAUGUACAUUGCAUUGAAGAAGGACUACCCGGAUUUCACUCCCCCGCCGAAGAAUGGCGGACUUCUCACGCCGUGGGCCGAUCGUGGUGUUCUGAUGUUGAACACUUGCCUCACUGUUCGCGCGCACGAAGCCAACAGUCACUCGAAGAAGGGCUGGGAGAGAUUCACGCAGAAAGUCAUCGACGAGGUUGCCAAGCGGCGGACUCGCGGAGUCGUAUUCCUCGCUUGGGGAAAGCCGGCGCAAGAGCGUUGCAAGGCAAUCAAUAGUUCGAAGCAUCUGGUGCUGAAAAGCGUGCACCCAAGUCCCUUGUCUGCGCACAAGGGAUUUCUGGAAUGUGGGCAUUUCAAGGCCGCGAACAAGUGGUUGAGGGAGAGGUAUGGCGAGGAAGGUGUGAUUGACUGGAAUCUGGAUGUGAAGCCAGAAGAGGCCGGUGUCUGA
Molecule: messenger RNA, 951 nt
Organism: Cercospora beticola
Lineage: Eukaryota; Fungi; Ascomycota; Dothideomycetes; Mycosphaerellales; Mycosphaerellaceae
Gene: UNG1
Product: uracil-DNA glycosylase
Biological process (GO): base-excision repair; base-excision repair, AP site formation via deaminated base removal
Cellular component (GO): mitochondrion; nucleus
Molecular function (GO): uracil DNA N-glycosylase activity
Source: RefSeq, a predicted model, not a curated record